GGUUGGUCCAACGCAGCGGACGGGCUCAAGUGAAGCAAUAGUGUUCUGUGCCGUGUUUUGUAGUGAGUCAGCACCAGGCAACCACCGUUCAUCAUCUUUAAAAGCAACCCUUGAAAAUAAAAAAAAGUAUCUCCCGCAUACCCAGAACGGAUGCACAAAAUGAUCCCACAAAUCUAGCGGCGACCACUUCGGAGGGUAGCGGUAAAAACGUGUUUCACAAAGUUCACCAACGGGUAACGUGCCGAAAACAGGAACACUAACGGAGUGAGUGACUCGAAAAGGCUACCUUUUGUUCGACGGUUGAUCAUUGGUCUGCGCCCAUCUCUCCACUCGCUUCGGGUAGGUUGCGAACAUCGACAGGACAGGACCAUGGAGAUUAUGAAAAUAUCCAUCUACAAAGUGCUGAUUUUCGUGGCACUCGCUACGGUGAUGCUCUGCUGUCAGCCGUCGGAAGCCGGACCCGCCCGUCAGCUGGCAAGCCUGGCGGCGAGGGCCUCCAAGAUUCCGCGCUCCAUCCGGGCCCCGUUCCGCAACCAGGAGAUGAUGACGGCCCGAGGCUUCGGUAAGCGCCGGGCACCGAUCGGUGUGAACUACGGCGGAGGCGGAAGCGGCCACCCGGCACACCACGGCGCCGACGAGACCGCUAGCUGGGCCGACGAGAAGCACGAGCUCGGCAAACUGAUCGACGACUUCGCCGGACUCGAUUCGAACGAUCCGCUGCAGCAGCUGAUCGUGAGCGAACAGGAGAACAGCUUCCCCCUGGAGUGGUUCGCCAACGAAAUGUCCACCAACCCGACGUUGGCCAAAUCGAUCUUGCAGCGCUUCGUCGACACCAACCGGGAUGGGUUACUGGAGGCCAGCGAGCUGCUACCACCGGGCGGUGCGAGCCCGAACGAUGUCGGCGAGUUGUUCUAAGCACACGAAGGAAGGAUUACACUUUUCCCCAAACAUUACCCACUUGCGUUCCGAACCUAUCGCCAUGCCAUGCUGUUACCCCCACCGAUACUACCACGCAAAUCACGACGAGCCCAAUUACUUAAUCCUAGCGUUACAACACUCCCAAAGAGCCCUGCAAUCUUGCAUUCGCUGCGGUCUGUUUCCGACAGCGAAUGACAGAGAAACUCUAGACGUAGUUUAUUAACCGAAAGAAUCUCCAAAUAUCAGACCCCCAACACGGAACACGCGCGACCUAAAAGUGGAGCCAAUAAAGGGCUGGGUAUUGGUUUCAAUUUCAGGUUUCAACUGUUCUUCACUUCCGGUGGCCACUUUGUGCAGGAGUGCACGGCGCAGGUAAGAUGUUUCUGCUCCGACUGGCAGGAUGUGCCACGUCGCACCCUCUCCUGCGUUAGCUAUUGUUCACGGUGCCGGGUAAUGGCCCGUGUUGUGUAGCAUAGUAGAUGUUAAGAACGGGGUGCUACAUUUAUUACCAAGCAUCGAAGCAGUGUACACAAACAGGCAACCCAGAGACGGUUCGUGUAUCAGGAUUAAUGUUAAUAUUUGAGGUAGACAAUUGGGCGAAAGAUGAGGUGGAAACAGGCUUGAUAGCGCUACACUAAAAUAACAAACAAGAUACGAUAUUUGGAACUGGUCAGAGAAAGAGAUAAUGAUACCUUAAUGAUUGUGAAAUUUACACACGACAAAGCAUUAACAGUUAUACACACUGACUAGAAAAAUCAGAGACAGGUAAAAUAGAACAAGCAAACAGAAACCGAACACAAACAUACCGAGUCCGACAGUAACAGUUGUAAAA
Anopheles cruzii is the source of this 1750-nucleotide messenger RNA. Its product is annotated as allatotropins-like. The transcript has 4 exons. The coding region runs from base 370 to 915 and encodes 181 amino acids. NCBI's taxonomy places the organism in Eukaryota, Metazoa, Arthropoda, Insecta, Diptera, Culicidae. The record is from RefSeq and is a predicted model, not a curated record.